This is a messenger RNA of Ochotona curzoniae (black-lipped pika), 1260 nucleotides long. It is a transcript of the gene EVX1, whose product is annotated as even-skipped homeobox 1. Gene Ontology annotation, molecular function: RNA polymerase II cis-regulatory region sequence-specific DNA binding; DNA-binding transcription factor activity, RNA polymerase II-specific. NCBI's taxonomy places the organism in Eukaryota, Metazoa, Chordata, Mammalia, Lagomorpha, Ochotonidae. The transcript is spliced from 3 exons. The coding region runs from base 1 to 1260 and encodes 419 amino acids. The record is from RefSeq and is a predicted model, not a curated record. Gene Ontology annotation, cellular component: nucleus. Gene Ontology annotation, biological process: regulation of transcription by RNA polymerase II.
AUGGAGAGCCGCAAGGACAUGGUUAUGUUUCUGGAUGGGGGCCAGCUUGGCACUUUGGUUGGCAAGAGGGUUUCCAGUUUGUCCGAAGCCGUGGGCAGCCCGCUGCCUGAGCCCCCCGAGAAAAUGGUGCCCCGGGGCUGCCUGAGCCCGCGGGCGGGCCCUGCAGCCGCCCGGGAACGCGGCGGGGGAGGCCUAGAGGAGGAGCCACUGGAGGGACUCGCAGGAGGCGCGGCGGGGCUGGGCUCCGAGCCGCGGGCAGCCGGGGCGGCCAUGCUUGGCCCGGGCCCCCCUGUCCCCUCCGCCGACAGCCUUUCUGGCCAGGGGCAGCCCAGUAGCUCGGACACUGAGUCGGAUUUCUAUGAAGAAAUCGAGGUGAGCUGCACCCCGGACUGCGCCACUGGAAACGCGGAGUAUCAGCACAGCAAAGGGCCCGGCUCGGAGGCAUCAGCCGGCAGUCCCAAUAGUACCAACGAGGUCCCCAAGAGCGGCAGCGCUGGUGGCGGCGGCGGUGGAGGAGUGGGAGGUGGUGGCGGCUCCCAAAGUUCCCUGGCCUGCAGCGCCAGUGAUCAGAUGCGCCGUUACCGCACCGCCUUCACCCGGGAGCAGAUCGCGCGACUGGAGAAGGAGUUCUAUCGGGAGAACUACGUCUCGAGGCCCCGACGCUGCGAGCUGGCGGCCGCCCUCAACCUGCCCGAAACCACCAUUAAGGUGUGGUUCCAGAACCGGCGUAUGAAGGACAAGCGGCAGCGUCUGGCCAUGACGUGGCCGCACCCGGCCGACCCCGCCUUCUACACGUACAUGAUGAGCCACGCGGCGGCCGCGGGCGGCCUGCCCUAUCCUUUCCCGUCGCACCUGCCGCUGCCCUACUACUCGCCCGUGGGCCUGGGCGCCGCUUCCGCUGCCUCGGCCGCCGCCUCGCCGUUCAGCGGCCCGCUGCGCCCGCUAGACACGUUUCGCGUGCUCUCGCAGCCCUACCCCCGGCCCGAACUGCUGUGCGCCUUCCGUCACCCGCCGCUGUAUCCCGGCCCAGCGCACGGACUAGGCGCGUCUGCCGGCGGCCCCUGCUCCUGCCUUGCUUGCCACAGCGGCCCCGCCAACGGGCUGGCCUCCCGGGCCGCCGCCGCUGCAGCUGCCGCCGCGGACUUCACCUGUGCCUCUACCUCCCGCUCGGACUCAUUUCUCACCUUCGCGCCCUCGGCGCUCAGCAAGGCCUCCUCCGUGGCACUGGACCAGAGGGAGGAGGUGCCUCUCACCAGAUAA